AUGGCUGAAUCCAAGAAAGAAAUGGACGAUCUGUGUGCCAUGCUGUCUGAAUGCCACUUACUUGGAAAUCCUCGAGAAUGGUGGAUGGAUUUCGAUGCCACCCACCACGUUUGUGCAAAUAAGGAGUUGUUUGCUAGAUUUACUCCAUCUCAAGGCGAAGAGAAAAUCUAUAUGGAAAAAUCCGCAAUUGCAAAAGUUGAAGGAACUGGAAAGGUCUGGCUGCAAAUGACAUCAGGAAAAGUGUUGACUCUUAACAAUGUCCUAAUUUCGCUGACCAAUGAGAACAAAGUCAAGUCUACCUUGCCUGAAUCUAUUAUGUUCUUAUUAUUGCCUGCCUGUGAAGUAAAUGGAUUGGAUUUUUUGAGAUCAGCAAAGAAUCUUUACUUCUUCGAUCUCUCAAAUAACAGGAUUCAAGGAAAAAUUCCUAAUUGGGCAUGGUCUAAUUGGAUGCUUUCAGUGGUAGGUUUUAAUUUAUCCCACAAUAUGUCGACAAGUAUAGACGGGAUUCCUGCUAGUCUAGUUUCUAUAUAUUUACCGUCCAAUUCUCUUCAAUGGUCAGUACCUAAUAUUUCGGUCUCUUUAGAAUAUUACUUUAUAUUAAAUAAUAAUCUCAGUGGGGAGAUUCCUUCUUCUGUCUGCAAUUUAACAUCAUUAAAAUUUCUUGAUUUGGCAAGAAACAAUUUAAUGGGGGCAAUUCAAGGAUGUUUAGGUAACAUGAGUGACCAACUCGAGGUUAUGGAUAUGCAACACAAUAGUCUCUCUGGGAAUCUCCAAACAACUUUUAGUUUCAGAAGUCAACUUAAAAGCUUCAACUUGUACGACAAUAAGGUAGAGGGAAAUAUUCCAAGAUCUUUGGAUAAUUGCAAUGAGUUGGAAGUUCUUGAUUUAGGAAGCAAUCGCCUCAAUGACACAUUUCCUAUAUGGUUGGUGAUACACAAACAAAGUACGAAAUCAGAAAAUAAACUAAGAUAUGAAUAUGAAAGCUAA
Molecule: messenger RNA, 987 nt
Organism: Capsicum annuum
Lineage: Eukaryota; Viridiplantae; Streptophyta; Magnoliopsida; Solanales; Solanaceae
Product: receptor-like protein 7
Exons: 2
Coding region: 1-987 (328 amino acids)
Molecular function (GO): protein binding
Source: RefSeq, a predicted model, not a curated record